UGUUUCUUCCUGGUUGGGCUUCUCCUCCAAAAGCAGCUUCUUGGGGAACUCCUGCCUUUGGCUUUUCUUUCUUUGGAGGGAAAGGAAAAACAUCUGAGCCGGAACUCUUGGAUUUAUUUAAUGUGUUGUGGAAGGUUUUCCUGACCUGAAUUACAGGGAUAAAGUGAGUUUUCUGAGCUGUCUGGCCAUGUUCCAGAAGCAUUCUUUCCUGACGUUUCCCCCACAUCUGUGUUGUGAGCCUGUUGGAAACUAGGAAAGUGGGGUUUAUCUAUCUUUGGAAUAAUGCCCAGGGUGGGAGAAAGAACCCUUGUCUGUUUGAGGGAAGUAGGAAUGUUGGAAUGGGCCACCUUGGUUAGCAUUGAAUGGCCUUGCAGCUUCAAAGCCUGGCUGCUUCCUACCUGGGGGAAUCCUUUGUUGAGAGGUGUCAGCUGGCCCCUUGGUCUAGACUUUUUUUCACUAAAUGGUUACUUAUUCAACAGCCAGUUCCCUUCUGGUCUUGCAUCUUUGUUUUCAUAACUCUUCCUCUUAAAAUAUUUAUUUAUUUAUUCAGAACAUUUAUACCCCGUCCUUCUCAACCUCCGAGGAAGGACUCAGAGUGGCUUCCAUACGCAACAAUUCAAUGCCAAUAUGAUGUAAACACAUAAUAAAAACAACCAUAUAUACAAUAAAAUAGUUAUAAAUAUGCAUUAAAAACAUUAAAGAUGUGAAUGUUUUGUAAUAUUAUUUUCUUCCUAUUUUCCAGGCAGAAAUCUCCAUGCGGAUGUUUAGACUGCUAUGAUAGAUUCUAGAAUUUUUCACAGUUUCAGAUUAUUAUAAUAAUAAUAACAAUAAUACUACUACUAAUAAUAAUAAUUUAUUGGCCUCUCCUUCAGAUCGAGGCAGGGUACAACAUAUAUCCAAAAGAUGCAUAUAUCUACAACAUCGCAUCACAUAUUAAAACAUAGUUAGAAUGCAAACAUGAAAGCAUUUUAAAAUAUACAUAUAAUAAAAUACCUGAGACUAAAGUUAAAACACAAUAGACAUUAUUGUCCAAGGAUGAAAAUGGAGACCCAUGAAGCUCUUACAAGUAAUAUAUCAGGGCAGGUGUCACGAGAAGUGAGAGGAAGCUGUCAUGUUGAGAUGAUGGAUGCAUUCCUGCCAAGGAGACCAACGGAGGUGAAAGAGGAGCCCAACAAAGACUCGCUUCGGCAAUGGGAAACCCAAUGGCAAGAGUUCCUGAAGAGCGUGGAAGGCCCUCACCCAAGCUUGGGAACCUCUGAAUCAAGGGAGGAGCCGUGGGACGACACCAAAGCCUUCCUGGCCUCCUUUGAGCAAGUGGCCCAAGCCUGCCGGUGGCCGAAGGAAGAGUGGGUGCCCCGGCUCCUGCCAGCAUUGAGCGGAGAGGCCAGGUGGGCCUUCACCAGCCUGGAGGCCAAAGGCAGGGAGGAUUAUGGGAAAGUGAAGGCCGCCAUCUUGCACAGGGACGCCAUGUGGCGGGAGCAGCAGCGGCAAUGUUUCCGGCGUUUCUGCUACCGGGAGGCUGAGGGGCCAAGAGGGGCUUAUGGCCAGCUUCAGGAACUGUGUUGCCGGUGGCUGAAAGCUGAAAGGCAUUCGAAGGAGCAGAUCCUGGAGCUGCUGAUCUUGGAGCAGUUCUUGGCCGUCCUGCCUCCAGAGAUAGAGGCCUGGGUCAAGGAAUAUGGUCCAGAGACUUGCUCCCAGGCGGUGGCCUUGGCGGAGGACUUCCUCCAGAAGCAGGGAGAGGCCAGGAGGCAGGCAAACCAGGUGCUGAUGGAGGAAGAGGAGAUGGUGGGUUCCCCUGAAGCUGGCCAAGCCCUGCCUGAGAUGGAGCAGAAGAAGCCUAGUAUGAAGACCAAACAGGAAGAUGAUGACGGAAAUGCUGGACUCUUGGCUGAUGAAUGGAAAAGUGAGCAUGAGGGGCAACUAAGUGAGGACUCCUCGCAAAGAACAGAGUAUGGACCUUUGAAGAGGAAGGUUUGGAACCUCGAUGGGCGAGCGAGCCAAGACGGAAGCCGUAUGGAGAAGCCAAAAGCCAAACUCUUCCAGUUACCGGUGGGAGACUUCCACGAAAUUGCAGUCCAGCAGAAAAGUGAAAAAGGCAAGAAGGGGAUUGCUUUCCCCAGUGUUCAUUGGAGAAUUCACCCCGAGGAUCAAACUGAUUUGAUGUUUGUAAAGACUUUCAAUCAAAGUGGAAACCUCACUGAAUGUGAAAUGCUUUCUGAAGGGACAGGUUCGUACAUAUACCUGAAUCAAAGCACUUCUGCAGAUGAGAGACAGUAUAUGAAUUCGGACCUUACGCAGGAGUUGGAAGAGAGGUCUGAGGGGGAUUUUCAGAUGGAGUCUCCCGAAAGUUUUCCCACGUGUGGUCGUGCCUCCCCAGUUGGCAGUGGGCGGAAUGAGGGACGUGUAGGUUUUGAGGGUGGACCUUUACCCCUGGUGCUUGGAAGGCCUAGGUCCUCCGUCUGGGACCACUUCCAGGUGCGGCUAGAGGAUCGCACGCAGGCGGUGUGCAAGCACUGCAAAAGAAAAGUCAGUAGGGGCAAAAAUAUAAAACAUUUGUCUACGACGGGGAUGCAGAUGCACCUCAAGAGGCACCACCCCUUGCAAGCUGGCAUGACUCAGACUGGGACUGGUUGCGGCAUAAGCAGCAGCAAGACUCCUUCCAGCCUGCCUGCGGCUGGAAGGGAGAAGAGGCAGGCCACCCUAGAGCAGUGGGACACAAUCAGGGCCAAGGACAGCGUGGGUGGCAAGCUGCCCACGGUCAAGGAGAUCACCCAGUGCUUGGGAGAGAUGCUGGCUCUCGACAACCUGCCCUUCCUGAUGGUGGAGCAGGAAGGAUUUUGUCGCUUGAUGGCACUGGUGGCUCCCCACUACAAGGUCCCCUCACAUACCACCUUCUCAAGGACAGUGGUGCCAUCCCUGUAUCGUGGCUGCAGGGAACACAUCGAGCAGUUGUUGGAUGGCGCCGGAUGGACGUCCAUCCAUUUCACCACAGACAUUUGGUCUGGCACCGGUGAGGGCAAUGCGUACCUCUCCCUCACAGGGCACUGGUGGGAGAGAGAGGGCCCCAAGGAGACAGGGCAUCGCUGGGCCCUGCUCCACGUCGAAGUGAUGGACAAGGCCCACACGCCUGCCGAGAUCCACCAGGCCAUAGACCGCAUGCUGGAGGAGUGGCUGUCGGAGAGGCAGCAGCUCAGCCGUGGUUUUAUGGUAACGGAUAACAGGGCAAAUAUUGUACAGGCAAUGGAGGACGCCGGCUUCCGAGGUGUGAGCUGUCUGGCGCACAUGCUUCACCUCACCAUCUGUGAAGGGCUAGGGCUGGCUAGUACUCCCUCUACAGAGACCCUCUCGAGUGGCGUCCAGGACAUCACUAAACUGAUUGAUCGGUGCCGCAAGAUCGUGGACCACCUCCACUGCAGCGUCAAGGCUAGAAGACUGCUACGGGGGAGGCAGGCCAUGGAUUGGGUCCCACAACACAAGCUGUUGCUGAACGUCCCCACCCGAUGGAGCUCCACUUUCUUGAUGCUACAGUGGCUUGUGGAGCAUCAGGAGGUGAUCCAGCGUCUCGCCCUGGAAUUGGAGGGUCUCGGCCCUAUGCAGAUGCCCCUGUCAGCGCAUGAUUGGGACUGCAUCUCCCAGCUGGUCUCCGUGCUCCAGCCCUUCCUGGAGGCCACAGAGACCCUGAGUUCUUCAACAGCCCUUCUCAGUCACGUGAUCCCUCUGGUGCUGGGACUGAAGGAGCACUUGGAAAGUCUAGGGAGGGGCAGUUCGCUUCCAACCCUGGCUGGGACGUUGACCCCCCAGGUGCAGGCGGUGGUGACAUCCUUGUCUAGUGCCGUCACCAAACACUUGGAGCCACUCUUCAGCAGUAGGGCGCACAUGUUGGCUGGCAUGUGUGAUCCACGCAUGAAGGUCACCGUAUGCGCCGACAAUGCGGCUGCACACUGGAAGGCUGAACUGGUGUCAGCGGUCAGGGCAGCAUACCUGCACAGGGGCGGAGAGGGAGAAGGUGAGGCUGGCACACUUGGUACCACCACCUUGUCACCCUCAUCUGCACCAGAGACCCUGAGCAGCACUACUAGCAGGGAAUCGCCUGUCCCCAUGGCUGGCAGGCGGCAGCAUCAGGAGAACGGGUACUUUACCAGGGCCUUGGCAAAGAUGGUUGGGCCCAAGUACAGGAGAGACAAAGCGGAGGUUUCGGUAAACCAGUACCUGGAGGAGCCGGUGGAGGAUCUAUCCUGCGACCCCUUGGCUUACUGGGCAUCCCGGAGCCAGAUGUGGCAGGAUCUGGCAACGGUUGCCCGGGAGCACCUCAGCUGUCCUCCAACCAGUGUGCUGAGUGAGAGGGUGUUUGGCAUGGCUGGAGAUGUUGUCACACGUCACUGGACCAUGAUGGACCCUGCCUUAGUGGAACAGCUGGUGUUCCUCAAGACCAACCUGCCCCUUCUGGGUUUCCCGGACUUGGACCCCCAGCUGAGUUGAGUGUGGCAGGCACUCACUGGUGCUGCAGAACUCCCACUCCCUCAAUUUGAAUUUGCUGACAUUUGCAAAUUCAUCAUGUUUCCUAUUAUCAUCAUGUUUCCUGCUAUCCUAAACGCCGAAAAUGACUUUUUUUACAGGGGAUGAGUGGCUGGGUGCAUAUUUAAAGUUAAUAUCAGCAUGUCUAAAUAAAUAUAUUUCCAGGUUUUGAUUUCCAAGCUCA
Messenger RNA from Anolis sagrei ordinatus, 4699 nucleotides. Lineage: Eukaryota; Metazoa; Chordata; Lepidosauria; Squamata; Anolidae. The record is from RefSeq and is a predicted model, not a curated record.